This is a messenger RNA of Capsaspora owczarzaki ATCC 30864, 730 nucleotides long. RefSeq names its product PEMT/PEM2 methyltransferase. The record is from RefSeq and is a predicted model, not a curated record. The coding region runs from base 42 to 635 and encodes 197 amino acids. NCBI's taxonomy places the organism in Eukaryota, Filasterea, Ministeriida, Capsasporidae. Gene Ontology annotation, molecular function: oxidoreductase activity, acting on the CH-CH group of donors; S-adenosylmethionine-dependent methyltransferase activity. The transcript is spliced from 5 exons. Gene Ontology annotation, biological process: phosphatidylcholine biosynthetic process.
CGUGUACAGUCUUCUUUUCCCCUGUCCCUCAGCAACGCACCAUGUCCGCGCUCGCUGCCGUUCUCGUGGCUCCUCUCGCUGCGAUCGUUCUCCACGUCGCCAACUACAAUGCGACUGCGCAGAUCGAGCACAAAACUCGCUGCUUUACCAAAAUCCUUGGUGCGAAUGCAGUGUACUACUACGCCGUCUAUCUGGUUCUGAGUGCCGCAGUGCGCGACGCCGUCAUCCACUCUGCGAUCGAAGCGUCGCUGCCCGAGCUUCAGUGGAUUGUGCUGCCUGUCGAGAUUGCUACGAUCGUCGGCUACGGCCUCUUUGUCGUUGGCAUUUUGCUCAACCUGUGGACGCUUCACGCGCUUGGUAUCAAGGGCAUGUACAAUGGCGAUUCGUUCGGCUUCUUGAUGGACGCGCCUGUUACGUCUGGUCCGUACACGAUCUUUUCGGAUCCGCAGUAUGUCGGAACGACCCUUGCCAUGUUCGGUGCCGCGCUUCGUCAGCAAUCGAUUGUUGGCUACGCAUUGACUCUGGCCAUGGGCAUUGUCUUUUGGAUUUCUGUCAAGUUUAUUGAAGGUCCUCAUCUUCAGCGCCUGUACUCUAAAAAGCCAUCGUCGUCAAGCAAGUCUGCCAAGCGACAAUAAUCCCAGAGCAAUGUCGUUGCGUGCCCUGGUUUUUCAAUCGUACUUUCCCCCAUUGUCAAGUUCAAUUGAAAUCCAACAUCACUUUUACUUGAGCA